AUGACUGUACAGGUGUUUGGCGCGCAAUACUCAACCUGUACUCAGAGAGUACUUGCUGUGCUUCAUGAACUGGGUGUGCAGUACAGUCUAGAAUUUGUAGACAUGUCCAAAGGCGAACACAAGAAUCCCGGAUUCGUCGACUUGCACCACCCUUUUGGCAUUAUUCCAGCCAUUGAAGAUGAUGGAGUCAAGUUGUUUGAGUCGCGUGCAAUCUGUCGCUAUCUUGUAGACAAAUAUGGGCAAUCUGAACAAAAGUCUCUAUUGCCUAGCAAAGCAGCCGGCGCAGUGGGUUAUGGCCUCUACGAACAGGCAUUGAGCAUCGAGUACUCCUAUUUUGAUCCGUCCAUGAAGUCAUUGUCCUAUGAGCUUUUGUUCAAACAGUAA
Messenger RNA from Pestalotiopsis fici W106-1, 384 nucleotides. RefSeq lists its product as uncharacterized. The transcript is spliced from 2 exons. Bases 1 to 384 code for a protein of 127 amino acids. Gene Ontology annotation, cellular component: cytoplasm. NCBI's taxonomy places the organism in Eukaryota, Fungi, Ascomycota, Sordariomycetes, Amphisphaeriales, Sporocadaceae. Gene Ontology annotation, molecular function: glutathione binding; glutathione transferase activity. The record is from RefSeq and is a predicted model, not a curated record.